Molecule: messenger RNA, 174 nt
Organism: Urocitellus parryii (Arctic ground squirrel)
Lineage: Eukaryota; Metazoa; Chordata; Mammalia; Rodentia; Sciuridae
Product: keratin-associated protein 19-9b-like
Source: RefSeq, a predicted model, not a curated record
AUGAGCUACUACUAUGGCAACUACUAURGUGGCCUGGGCUAUGGCCUUGGUGGCUUCAGUGGCCUGGGCUAUGGCUAUGGUUCCCGCUAUGGCCUUGGGGGCUAUGGUGGUUAUGGCUAUGGCUACUUCCAUCCCUCUUUCUAUAGAGGAUACUAUUCAUCUGGAUUUUACUGA